Molecule: messenger RNA, 2071 nt
Organism: Clarias gariepinus (North African catfish)
Lineage: Eukaryota; Metazoa; Chordata; Actinopteri; Siluriformes; Clariidae
Gene: coil
Product: coilin p80
Exons: 7
Coding region: 36-1955 (639 amino acids)
Biological process (GO): spliceosomal snRNP assembly
Cellular component (GO): Cajal body
Molecular function (GO): U2 snRNA binding; U1 snRNA binding
Source: RefSeq, a predicted model, not a curated record
GUAUGUAGAAGCUGUUCCUGCGUGCGUACAGCAACAUGGCAGCCUCCAGUCUAAACGCGGUGCGAGUGAAGCUGUACUUUGAUUACCCUCCUCCCUCCAUGCCCGACUGCCGCAUGAGCUGGGUGCUGGUGGAUCUGAAUAAAUGUCGCGUUGUUGCAGAUUUAUGCAGUGUUAUUAGAGAAAAGUUCGACUACAGCCGCAAAACCGGGUUGGACCUGUUCAUUGAGAACUGUUUCCUUCCCCCUACAGAGAGCAUCUAUGUGGUCCGUGAUAAUGACAGUAUAAGGGUGAAGGUGUCCAGUGUAUCCUGUGAACAUGCAGGGAAAAAAAGAUUCAGAGAGGAUGAAGGCAUGUCCCAAAUACCAACAAAGAAGAACAGACAAGAACUGAGCGAGACAAAUGGUUUCACCCUGCCAACAGGUGCAACAAAGAAAAUGAAAAAGCACAAAGCAAAGAAAAAGAAGGGGGAAAAGCAGCAGGUAGAGUCUGGAGAUGCAUCAAAAACCACGGUCCCUGCUAAAGACCCUUUGUCCUCGAAGUCCCAGACAGACAAGAGCAGCAAGAAAGCUUCUGCGCCUUCUGUCCUUACUAAUGGAAAAGCAAUUCCAUCAGGUACGCAAAAUGAAAGCUCGGACUCAUCAGACAGCAGUGAGGAGGUUACUCAAAAACCUCCACCCAAAUCCAAACAAGCACAAGUUGCAGCAUCCAAACCACCUGCUGCAAGAAAAACCUCUUCCUCAGAUACAUCUUCAGAAGACGAAAAAGUUACUGUGAAAAAGUCUCCAAAACCUAGUGCAAGCUCAAAAACAUGUAACAGUACUAAAACACCUAAAGAGCAGUCAUCACCAAAAUCCAUAACAAACUCUUUGACUGCAAAGAAAACACAAAAACAGUCUUCUUCAGAUUCAUCCUCAUCAGAUGAUGAAGCUCCAGCAGUAACCAGAAAAGCAAAGGUCCCUACAAAAUCCACCAACCCUGCCCUGAAAACACAACCCCGAACUGUGACGUCUUCAUCCUCCUCGGAAGAAGAGGAUUCCAGAAAAGGCAGUACCUCUGGGAAAACAUCUCCAGGUCUGCAAAAAUCUUUGACCAGCAAAAUCUCCACACCUAAAAAACCUCCUGGGAUCCCCAAAAAAUCUAAAACACCAACUUCUUCAGAUUCGUCCUCAUCGUCUGAAGCCGAGACCUGCAAAACAAACCUCCCUGCAACACCCAAACCCUCUAAAUUGUCACAAGCUCAAACGCAGCCAUGCUCAGACUUGCAUGCUGUGAGUGAAAACGGCGGUACCACUUCGACUCUGUCCACUCCGGUAGGAACAAGGCUCCAGGACACCGAAGACAAAGCAGAGGCCUCUGAUUCGAGCAGCAGUGACACAGAGCUGUUGAUAAAAAGGCCGAAUCCUCAACUCAUGGCUGGUUUGACUCCUUGGGGGCGGGGCCGUGGGAUUAUGGACAAGGCUAAAGGUCGAGGAGGGGUCAGAGGUGGCUUUGGCAGGGCCAGGGGAACACCUUGGAAACAGAUCUUUCAUUAUGAUUAUGACAAUGAGGGCCAAAGAAAGCAGAAAGAGAUUCAGACUAAUAAAAGCUUGGUGCUGCAGAAUCCUCCAGAGCCGAGGCCAAAGCUGGAUUACAGCACUCUGCCUCUCCUUGCUGCUCCUCCUGCAGUGGGCCAGAAAAUAGUUUUUAAGCUUUUAGAGCUUACAGAGAACUACACGCCAGAGGUCUCGGAUUAUAAAGAAGGAAAAAUCAUUGAUAUCAAUCACAGCACUAAGAUGGUUGAGCUGGAGCUUCUCACACAAAGUCAAGCACGAACUGAACCUGGGAAAUUUGAUUUGGUGUAUCAGAACCCAGACGGCUCUGAAAGAGUGGAAUACGCAGUCACUACCGGUUGUCAGCUGACUGAGCGUUGGGAGUCGCUGCUCGAGCCCCGGCUUAUUGUGCAGAGCACAGACUGAGGGGGAAAAUUUUUACUUUCUCAUUUUGUUCUUAAGUAGCACUUUUGUAUUACAAUGCCCUUUUAAUUGAAUGUGCAUAUUAACUGAAUAAAUAUCUUUUUUCCAUUUUUUACAAA